AUGACGGGGACACCACCACUACGCCUACAUACCACUACCUUUGAUCAUCCUUUACAUAAACGCUUCUUUUACCCGACGACGGGGAUCGCUCGAUAUCGUCUCGAUGCAAACAAUAACACCAUCAGAAAGGGCACGACGAACCAGAGCUCUUAUGAAAGCCCUAGACAAACGGGUACCGGGCGCUUAGAAUACAAUUCCAGGAAGGCGAGAAAAGCUCGACUUGCCCUCAAGACUCAUCACAUCCAGCAUCAUCCCGACGGUUCCGAUAAGCCGUCGACCUCGCCUGCAAAUGUUACCGUCAGGGUGGACUCGGUCCGAUCGGAAUUCAAGCCACAUUUGAAGCUGGAUAUAACGUUCUGGCUAGCGGUGACAUUCGUAUUGGGCAGUUGUGUAUGGGUGGUGAACGGGUUCACCGUCCUCCUACCUCUUUACCUUGGACGCAUCGAAAACUCUGAGAACCUGACCUCGACCUACUUCAAGACCGCUGCAGCUCAAGCUUUCGUCGGUGGAGUAAUCUUUGAGGUCGGAAGUUACUUGAUGGUGGUGGAAGCGUUGAACAGAGGUCAAGAGACCGGGUUCGGAGCGGCUGUAGUCCAUCUGCUACAGUCCGGUCACCCCACUCCUUCUCGAUCUCGUUCGUCACUCAAGGAUCACGAUUCGAAUGCUCUUGAAAAGAGUCAUACAGAGUUAAUCGGAGUGCAUCCGGGUCGGAAGAGAUUCAUCUGGGGGAAACCGUUAUGGAGAGACUUGGGGUAUGAUGCCGCUCUCAUCCAAUUGAUCGCAGCGACGGUUUUCUUGGUAUCCACCAUAACGGGACUACCAGGCGUAAUCCCUGGCUUUCCAAGUUCCGGCAACGCCGCCAUCGUCAAGGUAUUCUUCUGGACGCCUCAAGUGGUUGGCGGGACUGGCUUUAUCAUCUCCGCUCUCUUCCUCAUGAUCGAGACACAGAAAAAAUGGUGGUUACCGAACUUGACGGACCUAGGAUGGCAUAUCAGUUUCUGGAACCUGGUCGGAGGUGUCGGGUUUACGCUCUGUGGGGCGAUGGGGUACAACACGGACGAGAGAUGGGUGGAUAAUAGCGCGAUAUCUACGUUCUGGGGGUCGUGGGCUUUUUUGAUAGGGAGCGUCAUGCAGUUGUACGAAGCGGUGUGGAGAGAACCGGAAGUUGGGGAUUUGGGGCAUGAUGUGAGCAAAUCAUAA
Molecule: messenger RNA, 1200 nt
Organism: Filobasidium floriforme
Lineage: Eukaryota; Fungi; Basidiomycota; Tremellomycetes; Filobasidiales; Filobasidiaceae
Exons: 8
Coding region: 1-1200 (399 amino acids)
Source: RefSeq, a predicted model, not a curated record